Molecule: messenger RNA, 1353 nt
Organism: Ctenocephalides felis (cat flea)
Lineage: Eukaryota; Metazoa; Arthropoda; Insecta; Siphonaptera; Pulicidae
Exons: 1
Coding region: 1-1353 (450 amino acids)
Source: RefSeq, a predicted model, not a curated record
AUGAAACAUAAUACAUUGGUUCAUUUUGAAGAGACUAAUACAAUUCCUAGCACAUCGGGUUCAAAUAUGACGGUGGCUAAUUAUUCGACGAAAAAUAUUAAUACAAAAUUACAGCCACAAGUAAUUUUAGCAACAGCUGUUAUAAAAGUAGAAAACUCGUGCGGGGAGUUCAUAGAAUGUCGGUGUCUUUUAGAUUGCGGGGCACAGAGUAAUUUUAUUACGGCAGAUACCUGCAAAAGGCUAGGUACAAAACUAGACAAAACAAAUUACACAGUUAUGGGCGUCGGGCAGAUAGAGACCAAUAUUCGGUUCUCAACAAAUGUUAAUUUUAAAUCUACAAAUAACUCAUUUAAAUCCAAUAUAAAUUGUUUAGUGCUAGAAAAAAUAACAGAACCACUUCCAUUAGUUUCCAUAGGUAACAAUUUUAAAAUUCCGACAAAUAUUUUCUUAGCUGAUCCGGAAUACAAUAAGACGCGGAAUAUAGAUAUACUUUUAGGGGCUGAUAUGUUUUGGAAACUUUUAUCGGUAGGUAGAAUUAAAUUAGGUGAUAACGCACCGUUUUUACAGAAAACUUUAUUAGGUUGGAUAUUAGUUGGGUCGUUUUCUCCGAAUUGCACGUAUUCAAAAAAUUCAAAACAUUCAACAAAUUUAUUGGCAUUGAAUAAUUGUGAUCUCAGUCAACAAUUAGAAAAAUUUUGGCAAUUAGAAGAAAUAAAAAACGAUAUUAGUAAUUUAACUGACGACGAAACGUUUUGUGAAAAUCAUUUUAUAACAAAUUUUAAACGCGAUUCUACUGGUAGAUUUAUAGUGAAAAUUCCUUUUAAAGAUAACAAAGUUCACUUAGGAGAUUCUAAAAGUCAUGCUGUUCAAAGAUUUCUGACACUUGAACGUAAAUUUCACAAAAAUAGUUUAUUAAAAGUAGAUUACGUAAAUUUUAUUAACGAAUAUAUUCAGUUAGGACAUAUGUCUGAAGUUAAGAAUUUUAAGAUUAAGUCAAAUAAUCAAUAUUUCUUGCCACAUCGCACAGUAAGGAAUAAAUAUAGUUUAAAAACAAAACCGAGAGAUGUUUUUCAAAGUUCGGGAAAGUCUUCAAGCGCCUUGCCAAUGUGUGAUGUUCAUUAUACGGGAACGUCAAUUCGAAAUGACUUAUUUACAAAAAUGUUAAGAUUUAGAAUGCCUACAUAUGCUUCAUUAGGCGAUACUUCAAAAAUUUAUCGGCAAAUAAUAAUUAAUGAAAACGGUAGACAAAUUCCAACAGAUAAUUCAAAAACUUGUGAAUUAAAUACGGUCACAUAUGGUACAGCACCUGGAUCAUUUUUAGCUAUACGUUAUCUUAAACAAUUGGCAAAAUAA